This is a messenger RNA of Colletotrichum aenigma, 540 nucleotides long. It is a transcript of the gene ygiC-0, whose product is annotated as putative acid--amine ligase YgiC. NCBI's taxonomy places the organism in Eukaryota, Fungi, Ascomycota, Sordariomycetes, Glomerellales, Glomerellaceae. The record is from RefSeq and is a predicted model, not a curated record. The transcript has a single exon. The coding region runs from base 1 to 540 and encodes 179 amino acids.
AUGUUAUGGAGCAACAAGUCAAUCUUCGCCAUCCUCUGGAGACUGUUCAAAGACGACCCGAGGGGGAAAUGGCUUCUCCCGACGUAUGUCAAUGAGGCACCCUCGUCAAUGACGAGUUUUGCGCGCAAGCCAAUUUUUGCGCGAGAGGGUGCCGAUGUUGUUUUGCAACGUGAUGGCAAAGUUAUACAGGAUGCAUCUACGGGAGAUUAUGGCGCUGAAGGGUAUGGUGUGGAGGAGCUUGCUCUACUUCCAGAGUUCAGGGCCGCGGAUAGAAACACAUACUACCCUGUGAUAGGAUUGUGGUUCAUCGACGGCGAUCCCGCAGGUAUGGGAAUCCGUGAAGACCGGACACCGAUUACGACAAACACGUCCGUCUUUAUUCCGCACUCGAUUGAGGGUGGACCAGCGACGUACGAGAAACAGACAAUCCCUGACAACGAGGAAAUUGAGGAGCAAAUAAGAGUAGCUCCGUUUUUUGACUCGUUUGAUUGGGAAGAGAAUGAGAUUGUGAGCUUUAUGAAAAAGGUUGUUCUUAGAUGA